GUCUCUAAAUAUUUUGGUUGAUCGGAACGCGCACGUGUUUUUGUGUUCAAUUUUAAUAAUAUUUUAAAAUGGGAUUUGGUAAACCUCGUGGCGGCGGCGGAGGCGGCAGAGGAUUUGGAGGAGGCGGCGGAGGUCGUGGUGGUGGUGGAGGACGUGGAGGUGGAGGUAAUAACUUCAGAUCCAACGGCGGCGGAGGCGGAGGAUUCGGCAGAGGAGGAGGUGGACGUGGUGGCGGCCGAGGAGCUUUUGAUAAUGGACCUCCGGAGCGAGUUAUACCUCUAGGAAACUACGUUUACUCAUGCCAAAAUGACCUCGUGUGCAAGGUUGGGAUCCAGGAUGUCCCAUAUUUCAACGCGCCAAUUUUCCUCGAAAACAAGGAACAAGUAGGCAAAAUUGACGAAAUCUUUGGAACCGUUCGGGAUUACAGCGUGUCCAUCAAACUGUCGGAUAAUGUCUAUGCAAACAGCUUUAAACCAGACCAGAAAUUGUAUAUCGACCCUGGAAAGUUACUGCCAAUUGCCAGGUUUCUACCAAAACCUCCACAACCGAAAGGAGCGAAAAAGGCCUUUACGAAUAACCGCGGUGGAGGCGGCGGCGGUGGCGGAGGUGGUUUCGGAAACCGAAGCGGCGGUGGUCGUGGAGGAGGUGGCCGAGGUGGUGGCGGACGAGGUGGAGGCGGUGGCGGCGGAUUUAACAGAGGUAGAGGAGGCGGAGGCGGCGGUGGCGGUGGUGGCUUCAACAAAGGAAGAGGAGGAGGUGGAGGUGGCCGGGGGCGAUGGUAAUUUUCAGUAUCUGACCCGCAUCAAAACAUUUAAAGAAAUGUACAAUCAAAUUAUUGUACAUGUCCAAAUAGUUUUUAAGCCAAGGCACUUUUGGGUAUUAUUCGCUGACCAACCAAUCGAAUAUUUUACCUUAAUUGCUUCUAAAAUAAAUAUAUUAAAAAUGUAAA
Drosophila eugracilis is the source of this 949-nucleotide messenger RNA. RefSeq names its product probable H/ACA ribonucleoprotein complex subunit 1 (gene Gar1). The transcript has 3 exons. Gene Ontology annotation, molecular function: box H/ACA snoRNA binding. The record is from RefSeq and is a predicted model, not a curated record. NCBI's taxonomy places the organism in Eukaryota, Metazoa, Arthropoda, Insecta, Diptera, Drosophilidae. The coding region runs from base 69 to 782 and encodes 237 amino acids. Gene Ontology annotation, cellular component: box H/ACA snoRNP complex. Gene Ontology annotation, biological process: snoRNA guided rRNA pseudouridine synthesis; ribosome biogenesis.